CCACUUUCCCUCCUCUUCCUCCCUCAGUCCUCCUCCUACCCUCAUCCCUCUCUUCAUUCACGCGCCGUGCGUAAAUCGCUUCACUCCAGUGUCCAGAGCGCACAGAGCGAGGACACGGAGGUGGAGGACCUGUCUCCUCUUCUGUCUCUGGACUGUUUCGCUGUUUCUCCGCAGCUUCGGGAUUCCUCGGCUCCCUCCGUCAGCGGGGACAAGGACAGCCCACCCAGGCGCUGUGGCACGCGUGCGGCGGCGUGGAUGUCAGCGCGCGCGGAACUGCUGUGGACAAUUUAUUAUUUCCUGGAUCACAGACACACACACACACACUGGAGGCUCCGCGUGGAUUGUAGUCUUUAUGGCUCUGCGCGGGGACAGAGGACAGCCGCGAGACCAGCAGCUCCGUGGAGAGGUUAGCGAGUGUGAAAUGACAGCAGUGCUAGUGCACAUGUGAUCGGACAUGGAGGCGUUCACCACAGCUAACCAAACGCAGGACGGACCCCGCCUCCGGCUCCCAUCCACCGUCAAACCCGGUAGCUACGGUUACCGAGACUAUGACCGCGACGCCGGCGCCCUCCCGCCAUCGUUGCCGGAGGAUCCGAUCAGACUGCUGAGCGUGCAGGUGGUGUUGAUCCUGGCUUACAGCACCAUCAUCGUGCUGGGGGUUCUGGGAAACUCUCUCGUUAUUUACGUCAUCUAUCGCUUUAAGACUCUGCGAACUGUCACCAACUUCUUUAUCGCUAACCUGGCUGUGGCUGACCUCCUGGUCAACACGCUGUGUCUCCCGUUCACGCUCGUCUACACGCUGCAGGGGGAGUGGAAGUUUGGGAGCGCGCUCUGUUUCCUGUUGCCGUACGCGCAGGGACUCGCCGUGCACGUUUCCACGGUGACGCUCAACGUCAUCGCCCUGGACAGACACAGGUGUAUCGUGUAUCACCUGGAGACCAGGAUGCGUAAGGACGUGUGUUUCGGUGUCAUCGCUCUGACCUGGGUCCUCAGCGCCGUCCUCGCCAGUCCUCUGGCCAUUUUCAGAGAAUACGGAUCCUUCACUCUGGAGCCUGGACACAGUAUACAGGUGUGUACAGAGAAGUGGCCGGGUAAAAGCACUGACGGAACCUUCUACAGCAUCUCCAUGUUGAUCCUUCAGUACUUCCUGCCGCUCUCCAUCAUCUCCUUCGCGUACGCGCGGAUCUGGUCCAAACUGCGCGGACACGUCAGCCCGGCGGAGAACGCCGGCAGCGGCGCCGCCAGCUCCGAGCGCCACCGCCGGCGCCGCAAGACCACGAAGAUGCUGGUGACGAUGGUGGUGGUGUUCGCCGUCAGCUGGCUGCCGUUCCACGCCUUCCAGCUCGCCACCGACAUCGACAGCGCGGUGCUGGACAUGCGCGACUUCCGCCUGCUCUACACCGUCUUCCACGUGGUCGCCAUGUGCUCCACCUUCGCCAACCCGCUCCUCUACGGCUGGAUGAACCGCAACUACCGCGCCGCCUUCCUCGCCGUCUUCAAGUGCCGCCGCGCGGGGGAGCGAGGGCGGAGCGGCCGGCUGGACAGCAUCCACCCCGUCAGAGGAGGAGGAGGAGGAGGAGGAGGGAGAGCGAAGAAGAUAGUGCUGGAAACACAGGACGUCGUGUCCACGCGCCUGAAUGCCACCGACGUGUGAGGAGGAGAGCGGAAGAGUGAGAGUCACACGACGAUGGACGCAAAGAAAAGAAGAAAGAAAGAACAAACGGCAUCAGAGUGAAAAUAGAAACGACGCCAACAGGGAUUGACGAGGUUUUAGAACUCUAAAAAUAGACGAGUGGGGAUUAGAAGACGAACAACAGAAGUUCUGCUCGACCAAUCACAGUCCGCGACCUCGUCUCACUCUUCAAAGACCUUUUUUUUUCUUUCCUCGCUGCGGAUAUUUUCUGCUUCUUUCCGGGAAAAAUCAAAAGGGAAACUUUCAGAAUCAUCUCCUCGAUUCAAAACUGAUUCAAGAACUUGAGGACUCGAGGAUUUAAAGAGACAAUGAAGACGCUCAGACCAAUCCAGAACAGUCUGGAUUUAAAGACUUUUGUUGAGGAAGAAGAGGAGGAGGAGGAAGAGGAGGCUGCUGCAUGUUCCUGUGAAAACACUCAUGAAUGUUUGAGAAAAAAACAAAAAGUUUAUUUUCUCUCUUUGUUGUUUCUUGUUUUUCUCUGUGUUGUCGUCACGUCAGCAGGUUUCUGCUCACAGAGGACGAGUCGGUGUUUCUGAAAAUAACCGCGAGCUAUCACUGAUUUAAAUGUUGAUGUCGAGCGCAGGAUUCUCCAGUUUAAUAAAAAAAAAAAUCUAUGUCAGUUUAAGUCUACGAUGUCUUAAG
Solea senegalensis (Senegalese sole) is the source of this 2335-nucleotide messenger RNA. RefSeq names its product neuropeptide Y receptor Y2, like (gene npy2rl). NCBI's taxonomy places the organism in Eukaryota, Metazoa, Chordata, Actinopteri, Pleuronectiformes, Soleidae. Gene Ontology annotation, molecular function: neuropeptide Y receptor activity. Bases 455 to 1654 code for a protein of 399 amino acids. Gene Ontology annotation, biological process: G protein-coupled receptor signaling pathway. The transcript has 6 exons. Gene Ontology annotation, cellular component: membrane. The record is from RefSeq and is a predicted model, not a curated record.